AGAGAAGUGAAUCGCAGAUUAAUUCACGAACAUGCUCGAAUUGGCUACACUGCAAAAUUUCCCUUACAUUAUUUCUGAACCCUUUUCAAAAUCUGUUUCUCAUCCUCCUAUUUUCUUUUGCCGAAAUCAACUAAAAUCUUCACUACCCAUUCGCCGGUUCUUCAGUUACCCGUUGUUGGCACCUCAGAGCUUUGAAUCUAGUUACUUGACAUAUCGGAGAAAGAACUUUGUGACGCUUGUAAGAGCGAGUCGGAGAGAGUCACCGUACGAAGUGCUUGGUGUUUCUCCAACCGCAACUCCAAAUGAAAUCAAAAGGGCUUAUCGGAAACUGGCUCUGAAGUAUCAUCCCGAUGUUAAUAAAGAGCCUAAUGCACAGGAGAAAUUUAUGCGUAUAAAGCAUGCAUACAACACAUUGCUGAAUUCUGAAUCUCGAAGGAAAUAUGAUUAUGGGAAUCAAGGAUCUGAUUUUUCAUAUUCGUCUACCCAACGUAGCCAAAGUAGAAACACUCAAGAUGAAGAAACAUUUUAUGGACUCGGUAAUUUUUUCAAGGAUGUUCAAAUAGCACUAGGGGACUUCUUUAAGGAUCUUCAAGAAGAAUUUCGAAAUUGGGAGGCCAGUGCUUCUUCACAAGGGACGCCAAAGAGUCUAUGGGAAGAACUGGCGGAAAUUGGGGAGGAAUUUGUGGAAUUUCUUGAGAAAGAACUCAACAUAACUGAUGAUUCAGAAGCUGAAGCAAAUAACAACAACAAAGCAUCAGAGAAGACAGAUUCUUUCAGAACUUCCAAUACAGAUAAAACGAGAAACAACGCUCGAAGUCAAACCAGUAAGGGCAGUAGUAUCGAGGAUAAUAUCGACGAGAUAGAAGCCACACUUUUGAAGUUGAAGAAGGAAUUAGGCUUAUAGCAUGGAAAUGUAAAAUGAUAGCCUUUCAACCAUUCUGUCAAGAGAAACAUUAAAUUGGGACUGAUUUUGGAAGCUAACCUUGGUAGUCCUGGGAGGGAGGAGGUAACUCUUGACAGUAUAUGGCCUUUUCCAAUUCUCUGUGAUGGCCAUUGGAAUGGCAUUUAUACAAUUUGGAUGAGAUUGGCAAUAUCUUGGCCAUAAAUUCUGAUGUUAAUACUCUUUUAAUAUUGCUGCUGCUCACAGAGGUUUGAACUUCAAGUCACCUUCUAAAUAUAGGCAACAGAUUGAAGUUCCA
Molecule: messenger RNA, 1199 nt
Organism: Benincasa hispida (wax gourd)
Lineage: Eukaryota; Viridiplantae; Streptophyta; Magnoliopsida; Cucurbitales; Cucurbitaceae
Product: Chaperone DnaJ-domain superfamily protein
Biological process (GO): protein refolding
Cellular component (GO): cytoplasm
Source: RefSeq, a predicted model, not a curated record